AUGAGCGGAACUUAUUUACAUACAAACCCACCACCGUAUGGAUAUGGAAGCCCAGCACCACAUGUUGCUGCAACAGUGAGUAGAGCACAUGAGUAUAACUCUAAGUCAGAGGACUCUGAAACAAAAAUGAACAACUAUGAUGCACAGGUAGAGAAUUUAAAUGACUUUCCCAAAGAGGGUAUAACGGGAAACUUCAACCCCUCUAUUGCAUGGUUGUUUGCCCAGAUAUUUGUUAUAAAGAAUUUUAAAGCAAUAGUUACUUGUAUGGAUAAAAUUAUUAACUUCAUAAAGAAGAGUAACUCUGAUAUUAUGAGUAAAGAGUCAAAACUAUCUAUGCUGAACCAAUACAAUAAGGAAUGGUUCUCAAAACUAGUAAAUAGAGUUGAUGGAGAAGAUUAUAUACCUACUUCCCCUGGAUUCUUAAUGGGAAUGUUGAACGCAGCUUCAACAACAGUAGGCCUAAUUGCAAUAUGUGGCAUAGAUAUUCCUAAUACAAUUACUAAGAGCCUAAGGUCAAGUGAUGACUCAAUGACCGUGUUUGUUGCAGAUACUAUUCAAGCUCUAGCUACAUUAAUAGGAUUAACUUAUAGUGUAUACCGGUUAUUCGGAAUUAAUCCUAACAAAGAAAAAACCAUACUAUUUCCUGAGUCAUAUGGAGAAUAUACUAGUUGGUACCAAGAUGGAGAUUUUGUAGGACAAUAUGGAGUUGAGACCAGUUCAUUAAAACCUAUGGGGAAGAACCCUCAAGAUGAUUUCAACCCAAAAAAUGAUAUCAGAGAAUGUAAUUUUUCUAGCUGA
Molecule: messenger RNA, 798 nt
Organism: Parnassius apollo (apollo)
Lineage: Eukaryota; Metazoa; Arthropoda; Insecta; Lepidoptera; Papilionidae
Source: the annotation of a GenBank genome assembly